Trypanosoma cruzi is the source of this 609-nucleotide messenger RNA. RefSeq lists its product as uncharacterized. NCBI's taxonomy places the organism in Eukaryota, Euglenozoa, Kinetoplastea, Trypanosomatida, Trypanosomatidae. The record is from RefSeq and is a predicted model, not a curated record. The transcript has a single exon. Bases 1 to 609 code for a protein of 202 amino acids.
AUGAGAGGGAAAAUAUAUGGUGAUCUCCCGUUUUUUUUUUUUUUUCUUUAUUUAUUUGUGUAUUUAUUAUUUUGGCGCGUGUGCGUAUCAUUUUUAUUUACGAGCAGCAUCUGCAUGGCGAAGGAACUCACAACAUUGCAGGUUGUUCUUUCUGCCUCCGUCUGCAUUAUGGUCGCAUUGGUAGGCAUUCUUUUGUGCUGCCGUGGAAGGCGGCAGGAUCACCCGUCGACGACAAUGAGUUGCUACAAACCUCUUCUUUUCUAUCGGAGUUCAUCACAUGUGGCUAGAAAGUGUGGGGACCGGGGGCCGUCAUUCAUGCCUCUCUCACCAUCGGAUAAAUGUCGAAUUUCUGAAUGGCUACUGGAGGUGCAGAGGGCCAUUGACAAUAGUGGCAAUUCGCUUGCUGUGCCGGGAUUGUCUGAUCCACGGAACCCAACGGUAGUGGACUCUUUGGCGAUGAUGGCAACCGUGCAAUUUUGCUCAGAUACCUCUGAAAAGAUAAUUAUGGAGAGCUCGGCGUCUGAGUACGCGACGUACAGUCCUCGUGUGUCUGCCGUGGAGGGAUCGACAGAACCUCUUACGUUUCAUUUGGACCCACUUAUUCGCUAA